AAGUCUUGAACUAACAAAAAAACAACAUAUUUUCUUGAAUUUGCAGUCAUGUCAACUCACCUGCAGAUGAUUAAAUGACUUCAGCUGAUAUGUAACAGAGCGGGACGUUUCCUCUGGUUUCUCCCAGCAUGCAACUCCUCUUUCGUCUGUUUCACUUUCAUUCUUGAAUUAUUUCUGCUAACACUGCGUGCCGAAGACGACGCGGUGAGAGGAUUUUCACCUUUCAGCAUGUUAACUGCACCUCUCCUGCUGCUGCUGAUCGUUCCCUUUCUAUCUGGAGCACAGUUGCCAAAUCAAGGCCAAGCCAAGGAUGCCCCUAUAGCCACCAACGGCAAGCCAUUCCCAUGGGACCGCAUGAGACUUCCUAAAACAAUCUUUCCCCUCCACUAUGACCUGACCAUCCACCCCAACCUGACCACGCUCGACUUCACCGGAGUUGUUCGCAUCCUGCUGGACGUGCACGAAGACACGAGCACCAUCGUUCUCCACUCCAAGCAGCUGCAGAUAUCCAAUGUGCUGCUCUUUGCACCUGAAGGUGUGAGGCCUCUCCAGGUGUUGGAGUAUCCUCGUUUCCAUCAGCUCGCCCUGCUGUCAGACUCAGUGCUAACCAAAGGGAGAAAGUAUGAAGUUCAGCUGGAGUUUGCUGCCAACUUUUCAGACAGCUACCAUGGUUUCUACAAAAGCAGCUACCGCACCAGCACUGGGGAAGUUCGGGUUCUGGCAUCCACGCAGUUUGAAGCCACCUUUGCUCGCGCAGCCUUUCCCUGUUUCGACGAGCCCGCCUUCAAAGCCAAAUUCACCAUACAGAUUAUACGGGAGCCGCGCCACAUAGCCAUAUCCAACAUGCCCAAGGUAAAGACAGUUGAGUUGCCGGGCGGUUUGCUUGAGGAUCACUUUGACACGACUGUGAAAAUGAGCACUUACCUGGUGGCUUACAUUGUGUCGGACUUCCUGUCUGUGAGCAAGACCACCCAGCAUGGUGUCAAGAUUUCAGUCUACGCGGUACCAGAGAAGAUCGACCAGACAGCGUUUGCGUUGGAUGCUGCCGUCAAGCUGUUGGACUUCUAUGAUGACUACUUUGAUAUUCCUUACCCGCUUCCCAAACAGGACCUGGCUGCUAUCCCAGACUUCCAGUCAGGUGCGAUGGAGAACUGGGGGUUGACCACGUACAGAGAGACGGGUCUUCUCUUCGACCCUGAAAAGUCCUCAGUAUCAGACAAACUGGGCAUCACCAAGGUCAUUGCCCACGAGCUGGCACACCAGUGGUUUGGGAACCUGGUGACGAUGGAGUGGUGGAAUGACCUUUGGCUCAAUGAGGGCUUCGCCAAGUUCAUGGAGUUUAUUUCUGUUGACAUCACCUACCCAGAGCUGCAAGUGGAUGACUUCUUUUUGGGGAAAUGUUUUGAGGCCAUGGAAGUGGACUCUCUCAGCUCCUCCCACCCGGUCUCCACCCCCGUGGAAAACCCCACGCAGAUCCAGGAGAUGUUCGACGACGUUUCAUAUGAUAAGGGAGCGUGUAUUCUGAAUAUGCUGCGGGACUUCCUGACUCCUGAAGCCUUUGAGAUCGGCAUCAUCCGAUAUCUCAAGCGCUACAGCUACCAAAACACCGUCAACAGCCACCUGUGGGACAGCCUGACCAAUAUCUGCAACUCAGAUGAUCUGGACAAAGGCCGGAUGAAACACCAAGAAUUCUGCUCCAAUAGCAACCUUCAGACUGGAACCUCUAAAUGGUACUCCGGUGAUGAGCUGGACGUCAGAGCCAUCAUGGACACCUGGACGCUGCAGGAGGGCUUCCCGCUGGUCACUGUGGAGGUCAAAGGUCGGGAGGUCAGGCUCAGUCAGGAGCGUUUCCUGAAGGCAGACGACCAGUCCCUCACCGAAGGAUUCCUGUGGCAGAUCCCACUGACCUACAUGACUAGCGCCUCCAACACCGUCCACCGCUUCCUGCUGAAGACAAAGACUGAUGUCCUGUACCUGCCGAAGGAGGUGGACUGGGUGAAGUUCAAUGUGGACAUGAGCGGCUAUUACAUGGUCCACUAUGCAGGCGAGGGGUGGAACUCCAUCAUCAAACUGCUGCAACACAACCACACGGCUUUGAGCGGGAACGACCGCGCCAACCUCAUCCACAACGUCUUCCAGCUGGUCAGUACAAAGAUGGUGAGGCUGGACACGGCUCUAGAGCUGUCUCUGUACCUGUCCAAAGAGACUGAGAUCAUGGCUGUGACUCAGGGCUUCGGAGAGCUCGUACCUCUCUACAAACUGAUGGAGAAAAGAGACAUGGCUGCUCUGGAGAACCAGAUGAAGGGUUACAUUGUGGAUUUGUUCCGGGGGCUGAUUGAUCGGCAGAAGUGGACUGACUCUGGAUCAGUGUCUGAGCGAGUGCUGAGGAGCUACCUGCUGCUGUUCAGCUGCGUCAGAAACUACGAGCCCUGUGUGACCAAAGCCACUGAGCUCUUUAAGAGGUGGAAGGACUCUGACGGCACCAUGAGCCUUCCUGUUGACAUCACUAUGGCUGUGUUUGUCAUUGGAGCUCGAACACCAGAGGGGUGGGACUUCCUCUUUGAGAAGUAUCGUAGUUCGCUGCAAAUGUCUGUAAAGAGCCGCAUGAAGACUGCGAUGACUGUCACCCCACUGCAGGACAGGCUCCAGUGGAUAAUGGAGCAGAGCCUCAUCGGAGAGGUGAUGAAGACUCAGGACCUCCCGGAUGUGAUCGUCUCUGUCAGCAGGAACCCCCGUGGCUACAAACUGGCCUGGGACUUCCUCCGAGCCAACUGGCACACCCUGAUCAAAAAGUUUGACCUGGGCUCUAGCACCAUAUCUUAUUUGGUGACUGGGGUGACCAACCAGUAUUCGACCAGGGAGAUGUUGGAUGAGAUACAAAGCUUCUUUGGUUCCUUGACUGAGGAGACGGGCUCAGAGAUGAGGUGUAUCCGGCAGACCUGCGAGACCAUCGAGGAUAACAUCCGCUGGAUGGACACCAACCUUCCUCUGCUGCAGGCCUGGCUCAACAAACGCAGCCACAGAGGUGUGCGCGAAGAUUUAUAGACUCAGGAAAACAAAAACGUCUUGUUUGGAUAAUAAUGAAGACAGAAACUGCAAGAGGUAUGGAAGCAACAAAGCUCAAAGUAUCUCUUGGAAGCAGACUUUAAUGACCAUUUUGAUGUAAAAAUUUGAUUUCAACAACAGUGACUCCUGACUUACUCUCCCAUAUGUAAAUAUAGAAAACAAAACAAACAAAAAUGUUUGGAUGCUGUGUCUUCCCAGUACGUACCACUAAUUAAUCCAUACCUGACUGACCUGACCUGACUGGACCUGACUCGGCACUAAUGUGUCGACACUUAGGACUUACUUGUGACCUUCAAAACAGUUAAAUGUCUUUAUUGUUUAUUGGGGGUGUGUCUCAGGUUCAAGAGAUCUAAAUAAUUUUGAAUUUCUUAAAAGAACCUGUAUAUGGUAAAUGUUUGAGGAGGUAACAUCACUUUGAAAUGAGCGCAGUUAAUACUCAGAGUUGUCUGUGUGUGUUUGUACUUGUAUGUUUGUUGGGGUGUGUGUGUGUGUUUUGUAUGAUGCUGGGAUGGGCAAGUUUUUACCUGAAAUGUUGAGAUGCUUCAACAUUAAUUCUGUUUCCUGUGUGAAGUCUCUCUCUUUUUUUAACUUAAUGUUUAACCUUGUUGUAUUAUCAAUGCAGAAGGCAUAUUGUACAGUGUUGUACAAACAGAAAAUAUUAUUUCGGUACCAAACCACUCAAAAAAACAAACAAAAAAAAAAAAUCCAAUUUAAAAAAAAUGGAAAUGGCCCCUAGAGAAAGAAGGAUGCCUCCGGUUUUCAGCAAAAAUGCUGUGGCUACACCCUAAUAAAUUCUCAAAAAAUUGUAACAAAAGUUGCCUUAAUGCUCUUUUUAGAUAUUUGCAGAAUCUAAAGGUUGUGGACCCCAAAUUAAUAUUUUUAUGUUUAAAAUUCAAGAACACACUGCUGUAAGAUGCAGAUGAUUUUGCACUGUUUGCUUGAGUCUCCAAUAUUGGGAACAUGAAAAUUAAUUCUGACUCCACUGGACCUUUUGGUAGCACUAUUAACUUUAAUGAAUUUCUCAGAUGACAAAAGAAAAUGCACUAUAGUAAAUGUUACAAAAAGUCAUGUCAGUGUAGCCUUAUUUUUAUGCUACUGUACAAUUUUCUAUAGAACACAAAUUAUAGCAAUUCUGUUAUUUUGUCUGGACAAUGUGUGUUGUUUGAGUUAAAUAUUGGGUCAAUAAAGUUAAAUUUGACUUAU
Molecule: messenger RNA, 4269 nt
Organism: Plectropomus leopardus (leopard coralgrouper)
Lineage: Eukaryota; Metazoa; Chordata; Actinopteri; Perciformes; Serranidae
Gene: erap1b
Product: endoplasmic reticulum aminopeptidase 1b
Biological process (GO): peptide catabolic process; proteolysis
Cellular component (GO): membrane; cytoplasm
Molecular function (GO): zinc ion binding; metalloaminopeptidase activity; peptide binding
Source: RefSeq, a predicted model, not a curated record